GCCGGCCAUGCAUAUGCGCCAGCGCAGUUGCUUUUGGAUGGCCUGCUGCGCUCGCGUAAGUUGCUGGAACCGUUGAUUUCCUACUCGACCGCAUUAUUAUUUUGCUUCUCGCCUGUCGCGCGUACAGCGUACACGUGAGGAUUAACGAUUAGGAAAAACCUAGCCCACAGAUGUCAUACUUAGUCGGUCUAAAAAUAUUUGUCCAUAUAACUGUAAAUCAGUAGGACGAUUUUGACGUAAAUUGUGGCAUGCUUAUAUAUAGCCUUGGCCCAGGGGCACGGCAUCAAUGCAAGUGGUGGGCUAGUAGUAUUUGUGAGACCAUCAGCAUGAUCAGAACCCAAGAGGACCAGUGAGUGGAUGGACCUGAUCAUAGACCAAAUCUGUGAGUGAGAAUAGAGAUGGCAUCAUCCUCGUCGUCUGCAACCUCGCAGGAGGUCUUAUCCCAGGAGGCAUUGCUCGUAGCCCUGUCGGAUCGCGUCACCAAAGCUGAGGAGUACAAAGCCAAGGGCAAUGCACUGUACAAUGCCAAGGACAUUCGUGGGGCCAUUGGGAAGUACCACCGGGCCUUGCUUUUCAUCCGGGGCCUAGACGCGACCCUCCAGAACAACAGUUUGCAGUACCAACUGGGGCUGGGUUUUGGAGGGGUUCUGGAAGGACUCUGUGGAGCAGGAGGGGCCUCCAGCCUGACCAGCCUGCCAGAAGAGAUGCAGAAAAAGGUGUCUACCAUCGAGGAAGGGUGCCUCAACAAUUUAGCAGCCUGCAUUCUCCUCCAGGAGGAGCCAAACUACAAGAGGGUAGUCUCAUACUGUGACAGGGUACUAGCCUCCAGCCCAGAGAAUCCCAAAGCCCUGUAUCGCAAGGGCUGUUCCCUCUACCACCUGAGCUGCUACGAGGAAGCAUACGACUGCCUGAAAAAAGCACAACAUAUCUCAAAAUCUGGUAUGCAACAUGCGUUGAAAUGGAAAUAUUCGAAAGUACCUGACCAUGACCAAGGACAAAAUGGCAGACAUCGACAACGCACAGCGGUCCAUGUAUCAGGGAAUGUUCGACAAAUCAUCAACGCAAUCUGAUGGCUGAUUCAAUUGAAUUUCUGGUUGAGUGGGAUGCUCACUUAUAAAACAAAAUCCAAAUGACUCUCUGUACAAAGUUAUUUAGCGGGAUGUAGCAUUAUGGCUAUUUUGUGGGAGAUGUUUCAUGCCCAGUAUGCAGAAAUUAUGAUAAAAUGUUCAACGGGAGCUCAAAUUGUACGUGUAGAAAGACAAGCCACGCUUUACGCUUUAGACAUGCUUAGGACAUGCAUUAAGUAGAGAAAGAAGGUUGGAAAUGAUGUGAAGAGCACAUCUCUUUCUCCUGUUUUUCUAAAUUAAAAAAAACUGUUUUGAGAAAGUGCUGCAUAUGUGAAUAAUUUGUCUAUGUGUGGGCAUUGCAUCUUUUUCCACCAAGUAUGUUGCUUGUCUUCAUGUUUUUUGUAAUUAUUAUUACUUAUCAAAUGUACAUGCAUUCAGUACAUUAAAAGUUUUACAAAAUGACUUUUACCCAGGAAAAUAUUGUGUGCAACUUUUUUCUCCAAUUCCAGUGGUUGAAAACUAUUGUGGAUCCUUUUUUGGCUAAUAACAUGUACUAUGAAAGUGCUUUUU
This is a messenger RNA of Acanthaster planci (crown-of-thorns starfish), 1637 nucleotides long. Its product is annotated as tetratricopeptide repeat protein 9C-like. Gene Ontology annotation, molecular function: protein folding chaperone; protein binding. Gene Ontology annotation, cellular component: membrane; mitochondrial envelope; cytosol. The record is from RefSeq and is a predicted model, not a curated record. Gene Ontology annotation, biological process: protein folding; negative regulation of apoptotic process. NCBI's taxonomy places the organism in Eukaryota, Metazoa, Echinodermata, Asteroidea, Valvatida, Acanthasteridae.